AUGACAGAGGAGGCCUCACCAGCCACCCCGCCCAAGGACGCCCUUCACCAGGCCGGCGGUGGUGUAAGCGGCGAGGAACACCAUGGCCGCAUCAAGACCGUCAACGACUCUGUCUUGCGUUGCCUCACCAACGUCUUCAACUGCCAUGCCGACGAGAACAAGUCAUGGCACAAGGCGCAGGCCGCCACCUUUAUCCGUUGCACCCAAGCAGGCGAUCCGGCGUCUGACCACGAGGCGCUGCCCCCACAGCUGGCCGCCAAGGACCAGCUCGACUUCAGCGACUUCUUGCACUACAUGACAUCGGAUGCUAGCAACAUCGUCCGGCCCUGCAGGACAGGUGACCAGGACCUCACCUACCCCCUGUCCAGCUACUUCAUCAGCUCCAGCCACAACACCUAUCUCACCGGGAACCAGCUCUACAGCGAGUCAAGCACCGACGCUUUCAAGAAUGUCUUGCUGAGGGGAUGUCGAUGUGUCGAGAUCGACGUCUGGGAUGGCGACGACACCGACUCGGAGUACUCGAGCAGUGACCUCGACGAUGACGACCCCAAGAAGGCCGAGAUCUAUGCCAAGCGGAAGCAGAAGGUAGAAAAGGCCAAGAAGAAGCUGCCCAAGUCGAUCCUCUCAAAGCUGGAGAAGACUUCCUUGGGGAAGAAACUCGACAAAUAUGUCGACAAGAAGACCGAGCACAGAGGUGCCUCUUCGGCAUCAUCGUCACCGUCAGCCGACCAGGGAAAGGAAAAGGAAGCCAGGCCGGUGGCCGAAGGCGAUGAGGACAAGCAAGCCUCCUCCGGUGUGCUCCAAAAGGUGCCCUCUCUGCCGGUGGCACCCACAGAGCCGCGCGUCUUGCACGGGUACACGCUGACCAAGGAAGUCUCUUUCCGAGACGUGUGCAUGGCCAUCAGGGAACAUGCAUUCGCCGUGACAGACCUCCCACUCAUUGUGUCACUCGAGGUCCACGCGGGGGCGCAGCAGCAGGAAAUCAUGGUGAGUAUCAUGAAGCAGGUCUGGGAUGGUCUGUUAGUCCCACCCCCGGACAAGAACGCAGAGGUGCUGCCGCCCCCAGGCGAUUUUCGUCACAAGAUCCUUGUCAAGGUGAAGUACGCACCUCCCGGCGUAGACACAGCUGCAGUAUCGGACGAGGAUGCAGGCCCCGUCGACCCUGCCGCAGCCGAGAAAAAGAAGAAAAAGAAGCCCUCCAAGAUCAUCCAUCCGCUGAGCGACCUCGGCAUCUACACCCGCGGCGUGUCGUUCAAGUCGCUCUCGCAGCCAGAGGCCAAGAUGCCAACACACGUGUUCUCACUGGCCGAGAAGGCCGUCGAGGACGUGCACGAGAAGGAGGCGGUGCAGCUAUUUGAGCACAACCGCAAGUACAUGAUGCGGGCUUACCCAUCAGGUUUCAGGAUUGGCUCGUCGAACCUAGACCCGGCAUCGUUCUGGAGAAAGGGCAUCCAAAUUGUCGCACUGAACUGGCAAAAGUGGGAUGAGGGCAUGAUGUUGAACGAGGGCAUGUUCGCAGGCACGGGCGGCUACGUCCUCAAGCCAGAGGGAUACCGCUGUGCCAAGCCCGGCCAGGAGACGGGGCCACAGCCGGUCGUCACCCACCGCACGCUGGACCUCGAGGUCAAGCUCUUCGCGGGGCAGAACCUGCCGAUGCCCCUGGACGAGACAUCGGCCAAGGGCUUCAAUCCGUACGUCAAGAUGGAGCUGCACGUGGAGGAGGGCGGCGAGCGGCACGGGAACUUGGGGCCCAAGGGCGAGGAGGCGGCCAGGCGGGCGGCCUCGAGCGACGAGGACAAGGAGGGCCAGUACAAGGCGCGCAGCAAGACGAUCAAGGGCACGUGCGACCCGGACUUCAAGGGCGAGAGUCUUGAGCUCAAGGGCAUCCCUGGCGUGGUCGAGGAGCUGAGCUUCGUGCGCUUCAUCAUCAGGGACGACGAGUCCUUCCGCCGCGACGACCUCGCCGCAUGGGCGUGCGUGCGUGUGGACCGGCUCAGGACGGGUUACCGGUUCGUGCACCUGCUGGAUGCCAACGGCCAGGAGACAGAUGGGGUGUUGCUUGUCAAGGUCAGCAAGAAGGUGUAUUAA
Molecule: messenger RNA, 2088 nt
Organism: Diaporthe batatas
Lineage: Eukaryota; Fungi; Ascomycota; Sordariomycetes; Diaporthales; Diaporthaceae
Exons: 2
Coding region: 1-2088 (695 amino acids)
Biological process (GO): phosphatidylinositol-mediated signaling; lipid metabolic process
Molecular function (GO): phosphatidylinositol-4,5-bisphosphate phospholipase C activity
Source: RefSeq, a predicted model, not a curated record